This is a messenger RNA of Clupea harengus (Atlantic herring), 1945 nucleotides long. RefSeq names its product testis-specific serine/threonine-protein kinase 1-like. Gene Ontology annotation, cellular component: cytoplasm. Gene Ontology annotation, molecular function: ATP binding; tau-protein kinase activity. Gene Ontology annotation, biological process: intracellular signal transduction; protein phosphorylation; microtubule cytoskeleton organization. The record is from RefSeq and is a predicted model, not a curated record. Lineage: Eukaryota; Metazoa; Chordata; Actinopteri; Clupeiformes; Clupeidae.
GCUUUCAAAUAAAACAGCAAUAAUUGAAUGCCUUGAUUGCGGGAAACACCGGCAGGAUGUUGGGUUGGUUUGGUCUGAAUUGCCAGCUAACUUUCCUUAAAAUGCCCAACCUGCACAAGACGAAUUAAGGCAACCUCGCAGGUGCUCCAUUCAGAUGGACGCUCUGGUCCUUAGGAAGCGGGGCUACACUCUUGGUAUACAUCUAGGCGAGGGAUCGUACGCCAAAGUGAAAUCAGCGUACUCUGAGCGCCGGAAAAUAAAUGUUGCUGUUAAAAUUAUUAACAGAAACAAGGCACCAAAGGACUUUCUAGAUAAAUUUCUACCCCGUGAAAUUGAGAUGAUGGCAUGCCUCAGCCACCCCAACAUCGUCAAAACUUUUGAGAUCUUUGAAACUUCGGAUGGGAAGGUCUACAUGAUAAUGGAACUCGGUGUACAAGGCAACUUGCUGGAGUUCAUCAAAUUCCGCGGGACAUUACCAGAGGAUUUUGCUAGGAAGAUUUUUCGCCAGUUGACCGCGGCCAUUAAAUUCAUUCACGAGAAGAACAUCGUCCAUCGGGAUUUGAAGUGUGAGAAUCUUCUCUUGGAUAAGGAUUUUAAUAUGAAAGUUGGUGAUUUGGGGUUCAGUCGCAAGCUGAGCUACGAUGGCAAUGGUGACAUGGUGCUGAGUAAAACUUUCUGCGGCUCUACCGCCUAUGCAGCCCCUGAAGUUUUACAGGGGACACCAUACAACCCCAAAAUGUAUGACGUCUGGAGCAUGGGUGUCGUUCUCUUCAUAAUGGUUUGCGGUUCAAUGCCCUUUGAUGAUUCAAAUGUAAGGAAGAUGCUCAAGGCCCAAAAGGAGCACCAUGUGGCGUUCCAUCGGUCAAGAAACCCUUCAGCAGAAUGCAUAGCCCUAAUCUACAGCAUGCUGCAUCCAGACCCACUAAAGAGAAUCGAGAUCGGUUGCGUCACUGAGCAUUUGUGGCUGCAAGCAAAGUUGAGAGCGGAUGACGGGAACAAAGUACGUCAUGACGAAUCACAACCAUCGUGCAGCGUGAAAGACGGCAAAGACGAGGGCACGCAUUCCAAGGACCACAGCAAGGGCCCAAAGGCGGAGGUUGAUGGAAAACCAGGCCACUGUCAGGCAGCUACUGUGAAUUGCGAGACCACUUUGAAAGCCUAAGAACUGCGUGACUGAGCGACAAGAAUACUGAAGGAUAUAACAGACGAGGGAGAUGCUGGAGGCACUCAGAAGUAAAAGCUGGAGGCAGUCCAUCUGAAGGGGUUGGCCACUGGAUGGAUGAAACAGCUAAAAGCUGACAUUAAACCGUCUGUGCCUUGCAACCGAAAGCAAACCCAGUCUUCAUUUAGGUAUAGGCCAAAACAUUAAGAAAGAAAAGUUUUUUCUGUAUCCUUGCUCACUGGGUAAGUAGAACGCUCUCUCCCUCAGCAAUCAGUGUGCAGUUAUAUAAUGGAAUUAAAUCUUUGUUGGAUCUUGAACAUCCUUAAGAUUUGGUUCACUGUGUGCACAAAUGGACCCGCAGAUAUAUUUGAUUUUAAUCAAGGCAUCUAAUUUUAAAAUGUGCGAUUACAUUAUGGAAACCAGGACAUUUUUAUAAUUCUGUAUUGAUAUUGGAUUAGAGCCCUACUUCUAAAAAUGCACAAGAAUUGUUUUGCUUCUCUGAAGGACUCUUCGUUAUGUUUGCUAUUGAGUUUAUUUAAGCAUUUAAUUUAGGCAAACUGAAGCCUAAUGUACAGACAAAUUUACUGAAAACUGAAAAGAGUGUACUGUGAAAAUCAGUGGACUUGAAAAUUGUAUAAAUACAAUUUAAUACAGAUGUUCCUGGUAACUACAUAAUGGGCUACACUCCUCUGAGCACACAAACGCUGCACGCACGCGCGCGCACACACACACAUACACACACGCACGCACGCACACGCACGCAACACACACCUACAAAAAAUG